AUGGUUCCAAAGCCAGUGCCAUUCCCCGGCUUCACUCCGAUAUCAGAUCGGGUGUAUCUUCGCAAUGGCCCUGAAAAUGCCAAACCAGCCCCGGCUGAUCACCCAACAACCAUCAUCCUCUUCGGCUGGGGUGACGGAAUGCCUAAGCAUGUUACCAAAUACAGCGACGGAUUCCAUGAAUUGUAUCCCUCUUCCAGAAUACUGGUCAUCCUAUCAGGUACCUUCCAAGCCUCAAAUCAGCCCCUGGAUGCCAGGGUCGAAGCCAUGAUGCCCCUUAUCGAUACCGUCUUCCCAACUCCCACUGGCGACGGACUCGAGCAAGAGCGCGUCUUGUUACACGCCAUGUCAAACACAGGCGGCAUCUUCCUGGCCGCUGCCUUUGUCGCGUACCAGGAACGACAUGGCAAGGAUAAGAAACUCCCGCAUCAGCUUCUGGUCUGUGAUUCCACCCCUGGGAGUCUGGACUUUGCCUCUCAGGUUGGCCGCUGGUCUCGAGCGAUGGCCGUGGGGACGUCAAAAUAUUUCCCCUGGCCGUUUAUCAUCACUCAGGGUCUCUGGUAUGCCUUCCUGUGGUGCAAUUGGGCCUGGGAGCGUCUGCGUGGUUCGGAGCCGUCUGGUGUCUGGGCUACGCGGAUUUGUAUGGAUCAUGAUAUUUGUCCGGUCGAGCCUACUAGGCUUUAUCUUUACUCUAAGGAGGAUGAGAUUAUUGGAUGGAAGGACUUGGAGGAGAAUGUUGCGAAUGUCAAGGCUGGUGGCUUCCCGGUUGAACUGGAGAUGUUUGAGGGCUCGCCGCAUGUUGGGCAUAUGAGAAUGCAUCCGGAGCAAUAUUGGAAUAGAAUUGCUGAUUGCUGGAAGGCUACUCAUGGGUAA
Molecule: messenger RNA, 870 nt
Organism: Penicillium odoratum
Lineage: Eukaryota; Fungi; Ascomycota; Eurotiomycetes; Eurotiales; Aspergillaceae
Product: TMEM53 family protein
Exons: 1
Coding region: 1-870 (289 amino acids)
Source: RefSeq, a predicted model, not a curated record